Aaosphaeria arxii CBS 175.79 is the source of this 648-nucleotide messenger RNA. RefSeq lists its product as uncharacterized. The record is from RefSeq and is a predicted model, not a curated record. NCBI's taxonomy places the organism in Eukaryota, Fungi, Ascomycota, Dothideomycetes, Pleosporales. The transcript is spliced from 2 exons. The coding region runs from base 1 to 648 and encodes 215 amino acids.
AUGAAUCUGCCUACUGUAACAGCGGCUGAUCUUCGCGAUUUUCACUCCAAACAUUUCCCGCUGGCGCCAGUUCCGGAGCUUUUCAACGGUGGUUACGAGACACAACCCGAAGCCAUAGAGGAAUAUUAUGAUGAAGAGGAAGACGAUGGCUUAGGCUACUAUGAUGACGGUGUGAAGCGAACCUUGACGGAUGAGCAAAUUGCACUUUUCAGACACACAGAGAUCCAAACGAUCUUACGAGAGCGCCGCCGCAAGCUCGAAUCAGAAGCGUCAUCCCAAAGUGAAAACAUCACGCAAGGUCCACACAGCCCAGAGGCUGGAGAGGUCGUCACCUCAUCCCCGUCGUCGCCCAAGCCAGAGCUACCAGCCGGUACUCCGAAUCAAGCUACUCCAGAUAGCUCAGAGCCCCAGCAAGCGCAGCGUAAAUGGACACAGACCAGUGCGAAGUCUAAGGAGAGACAAAAGCGCAAAAACAAGAAGCGGAAGCUCGCAGUCCAACAGCGCAAAAAGGAUGAUAGGAAAAGGAUUCGCGAGAGUACUGCUACCUCGAACAGGGCCGAUGAUGAAUCCAGUGACGAAUGGGACCCUCGACGCCAGGCUACCGGGCCCGACGUGCAGAAUGCUGUUAGCAUUGAGCUCGACUACUGA